AUGGAUCUGUCGAAGAUGUCGAACGCCGACCGUGUGCAGUUAUGUCGACGAUAUUUUUAUAUAGGACUGGCGUUGUUACCGCUUGUGUGGAUUGUGAAUUUCGUUUGUUUCUUUCGAUACGCAUUCUUCGUCGACACUUCACCGGCACAGAAAAUCAUUCGAAAGUAUGUGAUAUUCUCAUUAGUGGGCGCAUCGUUUUGGAUUGUUAUUCUAACCGUUUGGGAAGUAUACUUUCAAUGGCAGCGUUUGAAAGGCUUCGAAUGGACCGAUCGACUAUCAUUUGUUUUUCCGCUUGGUUAUGUGUAA
This is a messenger RNA of Anisakis simplex (herring worm), 306 nucleotides long. The record is from the annotation of a GenBank genome assembly. NCBI's taxonomy places the organism in Eukaryota, Metazoa, Nematoda, Chromadorea, Rhabditida, Anisakidae.